Molecule: messenger RNA, 2434 nt
Organism: Paramisgurnus dabryanus
Lineage: Eukaryota; Metazoa; Chordata; Actinopteri; Cypriniformes; Cobitidae
Source: RefSeq, a predicted model, not a curated record
AUGAUCCUCGGUUCUUUCUGUCAGCUAGAUGUGUGUGGCCAAGCACCCCUUAACACAAAAUUUAUUGGAGGGAAAGAUGCGAAUGCAGGGUCUUGGCCCUGGCAAGUAAGCAUUAACGAAAUCAGCUAUCAAAACCAUUUCUGUGGUGGGAGUCUCAUCAAUAAAGACUGGGUUUUGUCUGCAGCUCAUUGUUUCCAAAGCAUCGGCAUGUCAGACAUUGUGAGCUACUUGGGACGUCAAAACCAGCAAGACCCAAACCCGCAUGAGAUAAACAGAACAGUGAUUCAACUCAUCAUUCAUCCUAACUAUGACCCAGAUACUAAAGAAAACGACAUAGCACUGCUUCAGCUCUCAUCUUCUGUGAAUUUCACCGAUUAUAUUCAACCAGUCUGUCUGGCUGCUGCUGGUAGUGUAUUCAAUGAAGGACUUUCAAGUUGGGUGACAGGAUGGGGGGCCUCUCUAGAAAAAAUAUUUCCUGAUACGUUUCAGCAAGCGGAGAUUCCAAUUGUGAGCAACAAUGACUGCAAUAUUGGUUAUAAUGGUAUUAUGACAGAUAACAUGCUGUGUGCUGGACUGUUGAAUGAUGAUGGAGAAACCCCAUGUCAGUAUGAUGCUGGAGGGCCACUGGUCAGUAAGCAGGGCUCCAGAUGGAUUCAGUCUGGAAUUGUGAGUUUUAAUCAAGGCUGUUUGGAUCUCGCAUUCCCGAGUGUGUUCACCCGAGUCUCUCAGUACCAGGACUGGAUCAACAUUUACACACUCAACAACCAGCCUGGAUUUGUUACAUUCCCUGAUGAUUACGAUUAUGCUCUAGAUCGCAUUUCUAAUAUUACUAGUAUUUUCAGUGGAAGCUCAACCAGCCUUUACUUACCACUUACCCACACAUGCUCUAUUGCCAGUCUCAUCUUUUGUUUCCUUAUUCAAAGGUUGUCUGAGUCAUCAUGAUCGUUGGUCAUGGUUAUUUGAAGAACAUAAAGCACAGAUAAAUAGGUGAUGCCAGUAGUUUUUCGUGUAUUUGUCCUUUCUUUGUAUUUGUUUCUUUCUGUUUCCCCAUAUUCGUCCUUUAAAAAAAACUUUACUCAAAAAGAAACUUAAAGUUUCGGGCUAACCAUAUAUUCAAUUUCAGAUUUAAACUUUGUGGUUAUUAAGCAAAUAACCUCACAUAGAGUUGGUAAUAUAGAGUGGAGACUUUACAGAGGGAUGGAUCUUUAAUCUUAGAUAGUUAUAUCCUCUAGGUACACUGCAAAAAAAUGAUGUGUUAGUUUGUUACACAUUGUGUGUGUCAUGCCAUUUAAGGCGUUAUUUCAUGUUAAAAUAAAUGAAAGGGACAACACAAGUUGUGUUAAAAACAGUGACGGGAGUAACGCGUUACAAAGUAAUUCCCUUACUGUAAUUCCACUACUUUUAGCGGUAACAAGCAUGUAACGAUUUAUUUUUUUAAAUCAAGAAAUGCAGUUACAAUUACUGAAAUUUAAAUGAGUUGGUUACUCGCAUUUAAUGUGUUGUCCCUGUACUAACACACCUUCUGUGUUAUUAUUACUUGAUUUAAAAAAUACUUUGUUACAUGUUAAUUACACAAUGUGUAAAAAAUUAACACAUCAUUUUUUGCAGUGUUAGACGACUUUCUCGCUGUCCGUCGCCCGUCUCUUUCAAUGAGGCAUUUCUUAAUCUGCUGCUUGAAGGAAGACGUGAACUCCACCGCUUCCCUCCCAUUGGUAGUCACUCCCAAAAAUCACUCAUCGUUUGCUUUUCUUAACGUUCUCGCUUCGCUAGACAUGCCAAUCCGGUCGCCAACAAUCACUUGUGCCCGUGCCACCAAAUGUCAAGCUUCCCUUGAAAUGAAUGAGAUCGCAUCGCUCUGAUAGUGCUAGUUGCUGGCGGUCUGAAUAGGGCAUAAGUCAUGACUGGUAUAUUAUUGCAUUUUUUCAAUUACAUGUCAUUGGUAUUCAUCAAGUCAUGCAGGAUAAAAUUUCCAUCUUAAAAGUAUAGUUUACCCAAAACAAACAUUUAGUCAAUAUUUGCUUACCCUUAUGUCGUUUGAAUCCCCAUUGUCUUUCUUCUUUGAGGCGAGUAGAAUUUUUUUUUAGGCGGUCACCAAUCAAGUUUAAACAUUGAAACGCUUGCUUUUUCAGUACAAUUUGCUGCAUUCCUGGCCAAAAUGUUAUAUACUUAAGUGCAAGUUUUUUGGAGAACCUUCUCGGUUGUUUUAAAAGACGGAUUUUUAUACAUUCAAACUCUCUUCUGGAUUUUGUAAUUUAAUUUAGUUUAUUCAUUUAAUUUGGUCAUAUUUUAUUUAAUUUUUUUAUGGUAUGUUGUAAUAAUUUAAGAUGUAUCCUCAGCCCUUGAUUGUUGUUAAUGUUGAUCUGGUAAAGAAUAAAAAACUGUUUAAAUCAUCUUACUCUUUUGUUCACAACACCACUAGAAUCAUAGACCUUGC